Thlaspi arvense is the source of this 2819-nucleotide messenger RNA. The record is from the annotation of a GenBank genome assembly. Lineage: Eukaryota; Viridiplantae; Streptophyta; Magnoliopsida; Brassicales; Brassicaceae.
UAUAAUUACACUUUUUAAUAAAUUAUAUUGUAAAAAAAAAUAUCAUCUACUUCAGUUAAACCGGCGCUAAACUUUGUCCUCGUCGUCUCAUUACCGCCGCAGUAACUUCUCCUGCGUGCCAUCUGUUCGUCAAAUUGUCUGAACCAAUUUCUUCAACUCUUUCAUAGUGAAUCCUGGAAAAGUUUGAAUUUUUGGGAUUCUGGGCACAAGGGUUUAAUUCGUAAUAGCUCGGGUAACUUAGAUUUGAUCCUCAAGAAGAAUGGUUAAUGGGAACAACAAGAAAAGAGACGGUGGUUUAUCGUCGCUUGCACCUCGAGAAAUCAGCGUACAGAAAUUCUCCGAGGCUCGAGCAGCCGAGCUCGAGUCUCUUCACUCGAUUGUGUCUGACCGUUUGAACAAGGACUUUCGGUCAAAGAGGAACAAGAGGAGAAGGACCAAUGCCUACACUAACAAUCCUUCAAAGAGACGUAAUAUAAAGAGGCAAAGAUCAGAGUCGUUGCUAUUGAUUGGUCAAGCAUCAGGAGGAAGGGACAAUGAUGAAACAAAGAUCCCAAGACGAGUCAAGAGGAGGAUGGAACUUAAAGGGAACCCUGAAUCAGGGUUUAGUACCUCUGGAGAUGGAACAAAGAAACUGAGAACACAUGUUUGGCAUGCUAAACGGUUUUCCAUGACUAAGCUCUGGGGAUUUCACCUUCCUCUUGGUUUAUUUGGGAGAGGAAGGGGAUCUAGGGAUAUCUUGAAGAAGUCUAGGCAAGGUGUUCUUGUGCAUGAUGCAAGCUAUCACAUUGCUGUGCAAUUGGAGGGUCCAGAGGCAGGCCUUAGUUGUGAAAACGCCAUGCUUUAUCAUGUGGAACCACCAGUUUCUCAGGCGAUUGCUCCUGUAACUUAUAUGUGGAGACCUUCUCAGUUACCUAAGAGAAGAGAUGAGGUUAAAGUGGGUGACUGCGAAGGAAACAAUGCUCCAGUCUCAAAUGGAGAUCAUGUAGACUCUCGAAAACUUUGGGUGUGGAUCCAUGCUUCUUCCUUCAGUGAGGGAUAUGCUUCUCUUAAACUAGCUUGUCAAAAACAGAUGAAUGAGACAGGUGUCUUAGUUGAUUGCUUUUCACUCGAGGGUCAGCUUGGAAAACUUGAGAUUUUCGGUUCAGAAGCAUCUCAUCUUCUUCAAAAGACCAUACAUCCUGUUACAAGUAGCUCAGAGGAUAUCUCUGUUUUAAGAAAGUGUUCAAUGGAAAAAGCUGAAGUUAAGAACGUUGAUGAUCCUUACAAAGAGGAGAACAUAUCAUCUUGCGUUAUUCUACCACGGUUUGUCAUGGAUCCGCGUUUAAUCCCGAAUAAUCCACUUGAUGAUAGUACAGUGUCAGUUGAAAUGACCAAAACUGAGCCUGCUGAGUCACUUGAAAUAACAACAACCAACACAGAGGCUGAAAGUUUUCUUGAAGUUCUCAAGUGCUUAUGGGAUGCAAAUAGUGAACUGGCCCCUCCAGAAGAAGAGAACACGUUGUGUUGGGAGAAGCAUCAAACUCGUAUGGAGUCUCUUUGCCUCGACGACCCAGCUGCUGAGGCUCCGAAGAUAUCUAGUAGGCCAAGGAGUUCGAGGUCUUGUCCUUUACUGCUUAAAAAGCUUGGGAACGCACCUACAGGAUGGUCUCUUAUACUUCCCCUUAGUUGGAUCAAAGUCUUCUGGAAUGCCUUUGUCUCAAAAGGAGCUCAAGCAAUAGGUCAGAGGGAGAAACGCUGGCUUUCUUGUGAUGCUGGUUUCCCAUUUUUCCCGUCAGAUUUUCCUGACUGCAAAUCAUAUUCAUCUUUAACAAUGAGUGAAGCUGCAGAGUUGGAGGAGGAGGCACAAAGGCGCCCUCUUGCGGUAAGACCUUUCAGAGUUCCCAUUCCACCUCCAUGGAAUAGUAUCCAUGUGACACGUUCUAUUGGAGAGAGUUCAGAUCAAAAGCGUACAAGCAGCGAUGGGACGACUGAAGUGGAAGUUUCCAGUAAUGGUGGUAAUCUAUUUGAUGGUAUAGUGGCAAGAACAUCAGAUUCGCUGACUACUUUUCUCCAAGAUUUCUCAAGUGACAACUUGCUUUUAUCUCCUCGCAACGCUUUGAAGCCAAACGCAAACCUUGUGAUGACGCUUCAAGAAGAUGAAACAAAGGCAAGAGCUCAGAUCCAUCAGAGCAGUGAUACUAGACUGUGCCUUGUCAGAGUUCUUCUACAUGCUUUCAAGGAAGGUUCUUUUGAAGAAGGCGCAGUUGUAUGUGCACCAUCUCUGGCAGACAUAUCAACACUAAAAUCCGGCUGCAGUGAAGGGGAAGAAGGGCGUGUUACAAUCCCUCAAUCUUGUGUAAGCUCUUACUUCCAAGAACAACCUUCUGGAACCUGGGAACUAAAUGUCCCUGAAGACACUCUUACAAAACAAUCUCAUAGAUGGCCUAUCGGGUUUGUAACGACAGGAUUUGUCCGAGGGAGUAAAAAGCCGACGGCGGAAGCUCUGUGUGAUGCAGUGUUGUUAAUGAGACUAAGAGAAGAGCAAUGGAAAGGGAAAGAUGUAAAGAGGAGGAAGAAGGAGAUUUAUGUUUUGGUUAGAAACCUAAGAUCUUGUGCUUCUAGACUCGCACUUGCUACUAUAGUUUUGGAGCAACAAGACUCUAGUGAUGAUGUCCACUGCUUUUAGCUCCCACCAUCAGACAGUCAAACACUGUUGUUUUGUUUGUAUCAGUUAUAUUUGAUUUAUCUUAAACAAUGUAUUUUAAUUCUUUAUUAAUGAUCAAAGCAAGUUUAGUGGGAAUUUGGAAAAUCUCACUAGUGUUAAUAUUGGCAUGUUUCGG